Messenger RNA from Hyphopichia burtonii NRRL Y-1933, 820 nucleotides. It is a transcript of the gene RLP24, whose product is annotated as ATPase-activating ribosome biosynthesis protein. Bases 140 to 742 code for a protein of 200 amino acids. Gene Ontology annotation, cellular component: nucleolus. Gene Ontology annotation, biological process: ribosomal large subunit biogenesis. The record is from RefSeq and is a predicted model, not a curated record. The transcript has a single exon. Lineage: Eukaryota; Fungi; Ascomycota; Pichiomycetes; Serinales; Debaryomycetaceae.
AUCGUAUACCAAAGAGAAUAUCCUAUUCAGUUUAUUAUAUUUCAUUGUUUCUUACUUUCAGUUCCCAGUUUACUUUCAGUUACAGUUGACUUCCCAGUUAUAGUAACCAGUCCCAGCAUUAUCCCAGCAUUAAUAUAAAAUGAGAGUUUAUUCUUGUCAUUUUUGUUCAUCCCCAGUAUACCCAAGUCAUGGGAUUACUUUUGUAAGAAAUGAUGCUAAAGAGUUUAGAUUCUGUCGUUCCAAAUGUCAUAAAGCUUUCAAACAACGUCGUAACCCAAGAAAAUUAAGAUGGACUAAAGCUUUUAGAAAAGCAGCCGGUAAAGAAUUGGUUGUUGAUUCUACUUUAACUUUUGCUGCUAGAAGAAAUGUUCCAGUUAGAUAUAAUAGAGAUUUGGUUGCCACUACUUUGCAAGCCAUGUCUAGAGUUGAAGAAAUUAGACAAAAGAGAGAAAGAGCUUUCUAUAAGAACAGAAUGAGAGGUAAUAAAGAAAGACAAUUAGCUGCUGAUAAGAAAUUGAUUGCUGAUCAUCCAGAAUUAUUAAGAAUGAGAGAUGUUGAAUUAAGAAGAAAAGAAGAAAAAGAAGCUGCUAAAGAAGCUGCCAUGGAUGAAGAAGAUAUCGAUGUUGAUGAAGAUGAAGAUAUGAUGAGCGAAGAUGAAGAAAUGGAAUCCGAUUCCGAAACUGAAUCAUCAAAACAAAAAGUUUUAUUGAAAAACAAAAGAAAAUCAAGAUCAACUGCAUAAUCAUUCUUCCAAUUCAAUCCUUGUAUUUUAUCGUUUUCUCUUCUACACUAGUUUAUUUUUAUAGUUCUAUUAAUUUAC